AUGUCUAAUCAAUCUGGUAUUUCUGCAAAUGAAGAGCUACUGAGCGUGAUUCGUAAUACCGAAACCGAUGGAUUACUUAUAAUUGUAGCUAAAAUCUCACAGGAUUCUACUGUGGUAGAAUUCAAAGAUAAGUUUGAAGCAACAAAUGACUUAUUACAACAUCUAGAUUCUGAACCAUCAUACGUCCUGAUUAAGGAUGCUAAGAAAAAUCCAAAUGGUUACGAUUUUAUCUCUUUUGUUCCCGAUCUUGCACCUGUUAGAGCUAAAAUGCUUUACGCCUCCACAAAGAAUACUCUUCUAAGACAAAUCGGUUCUAACGUAAUUAAUGGACAAAUGAUGUUUUCAGAACCUCAAGAAAUUACUGAUUUUGUGAAUUCUUCCACUACAACUUCUUCUCAAUCAGGUUUAUUAAGCGAAUCCGAAAAGAUUGGUAUGCAAAUCAACGAGGAACAACGUAACAUGAGAGCAUUACAAGGUCACAAACUAGUGUCUCAAAAUAAUGGAACUCCAAACUCCCUAACUUUUGAAGUUAAGAGUGGAACAGGCUCUAUUAAAUCUCUUUUGGAUUCCAAUAACGUUGCUAUGUUCAAGAUUAAUAUGGAUAAUGAAAAAGUAGAGGUAGCCUCUCAAACAAACAUUGCUAGUCCGAAUGAUAUAUCGUUAACUGGUGAGCAUCCAAGUUACACUAUCUUUAAGAACGGAGAUUUGUACUAUUUCAUUUACAGUUGUCCUUCUGGAAGUAAAGUGAAAGAACGUAUGUUAUAUGCAUCAAACAAACAGGGUUUUAUCAAUCAUUUGAAGGAGAAUGAAGGUAUCUCUUUUACUAAAAUAUUAGAGAUUGGCGAUGCAGAAGAAUUAGAAACAUCUUUGAUUUCAAGUUCUACUGAAACUGAACUAAAACAGACAGAAGAAGCAUCUAAAACUGACAAUAGUUCACAAAAGUUCAAUAGACCAAAGGGUCCAGCUAGAAGAAAGAGAGUGUAA
This is a messenger RNA of Maudiozyma saulgeensis, 984 nucleotides long. The record is from the annotation of a GenBank genome assembly. NCBI's taxonomy places the organism in Eukaryota, Fungi, Ascomycota, Saccharomycetes, Saccharomycetales, Saccharomycetaceae.